CUUUUUUUUUUUUAUCUAUUUCCUUUAACUAAUUCACAAUGCCUGUGUGUAGUUUGUGGUUCAGAGGCAUGCUUGAUUCUUAUGUGUUGCUAAGUCUCUUGCACCAUUGCAUAGCUUGCCUGAGAAGUGAAAUUUGAUGUCUCCUUUCUGCUGUUGGGGAUAAGAGAUUGUCUAUGAUGAUUACAACAUGUUUGACAUGCCUGAAAAGCGUAAAGUCACGUCCUCUUUCUUUUCCGGUUUGCAUUGAAUGUGAUAAGAAGGAACAUCACUUUAUGCUUGAAUAAGUUGGAGGAUAAAAAUGCGGCUACAUCGUCACAAGAAGAUUAAACUUUGAAGCAUAGGGUUAGCAUCCUAAAUGAGCUUAUAGAUAAAAAUGAACAAGGAGGAUUUUUAAAAUAUAGAAGGAUUGGUUUCUCUUUUUAGUGGCCGUUCUUUGGAAAGGGCUGGAUAAUCUUUUGAUUAAUUUUGUACUGGUGUAGUGUGGGUAGAGCAAUAUGCUGCUCAGAAUGGUUGCUUUCCUGGAUUUCACAGUUUUGAUCAAUUACCUGAGAGGCUAAGACUUCUUAUAAGGUUCUUCAAUUAUGCCUUUAGUGUGACGAUAGAUUAUCUAUAGGCUUCACUAGUAUUUUCUGCAAUGAUAUUGAGUGAUGAUGCUUAUCGUGUGGCAAUGCUUGAUACCUUGCCUGCACCAGGUGUACUUGCGGUAACAGUCAGUUAAACGACACUAGAGUGGGAGGGGAGGGUGAAUCAUGAAUGUUGGCAUGUCCAGCACAGUGACAGCUUCAAUUCGAGAAAGUGUACGGGAUAUGGCUAUUGGCAAAAUUAAAAGUAAUGAGAAGGCUGACCGUGCAACUGUCGAGCAGUCAUAUAUACCGAAGACACUAGAUUCGGUGAAAAAUGUGGAAGAGGACGUGAUUUGGAUAACAAGUGGGAAGGACACUGGAGACAUCUAUUACAAGAAUAUUCCCCGGUUACAUAAGGCUCUCACGAAGGAGGACGCUAAUGCUAUAGAAAAGCCGACCGAUCCUGGCAACAAUACUAAAGCUGGCGGUAGCAAGUCCAAGUCUGAUACAGAUGUAGAUGAAGAUUCAGAAGGAAAUGAGUCGGCUUCCGAAACUGAGGUGCGGGCUCCUGUUGACAAGAAGGCUGCUAGGAAGGAGAACCAAAAGAAGGUCAAAGAGGAAAAAGGGGAAGCGAGGAAAAACUAAGCCCCCAAGGCUGUGAAGAAAAGAAGGGAGAAGUUGGCCAAAGCCCAAGAGACUAGGUAGUCCUUGCUAGCCGUGGUAUUAAUAUACGUGUUUUUUGGCAUUUGUCAAUAGAGAGAGUGAGUCACCUGUUGGAUAAGUUAAUUUACCAGAUGCGGAGAUGGCUUUGCACUUUUCAGCAGUAGCCCAGUUUUAGCUGAGAGUAAAGCGAGAGGGAUGAGUUUAUGUUGUCUUGUAUUGUGUCAGGGUAUCAUUAUAAGAUGAUGUCGGUAUAUGCUUCCAAGGCAAAUUGUAUAGCAGCUUCUGUUUUUUUUUUUUUUUUGUUUUUCCGCUAGUUAUUAUAAAGAAGGAGGUCUUGGUAGGAGCUGGCUAUGAGAGCCUAUGACCUAAUCGAGUCCCGGUUCCGGUCCUCUAUCGACAGUUAGAUACCUUCUGUGAUUUUAUUAUAUAUUUUUCACAUACUUUCGGAGGUGAGAAAAUGAGUAGAUUUUAUCUGUUUGAUUGAGAA
Messenger RNA from Syzygium oleosum, 1713 nucleotides. RefSeq lists its product as uncharacterized. Bases 750 to 1208 code for a protein of 152 amino acids. Lineage: Eukaryota; Viridiplantae; Streptophyta; Magnoliopsida; Myrtales; Myrtaceae. The transcript is spliced from 4 exons. The record is from RefSeq and is a predicted model, not a curated record.